CGGCGUCCCGGAACCGCCUCCGAGGCCCGGGGAAGGCCGCCCAGCAGUGCGCCCCCCGACCUUCCCCGUCCGGGCGGCCCGCCAAACUUUGGAGGAAGAGGGGGCGAAACGGAGCGUGGGAGAGGGAGUUCCCGGCCCAGGGAAAACUCCACGCGGGCGCCCGCAGCCCCCAGACCCACCCCGCACCCAGAUUCAGGUUGCCAGGUACUCAGCUCAUCAUCAUGCAAGCCAGCGACACAGCGCGCCCUCGCCGCAAGCACACGCCACAUGGACCCGGCACACGCCGCAGACCGAAAUGUACAAUUCUGGGGGCGCCAGGGUUUGGAUGUUUAGACCAAGCACGACCUCCUGCCCUCAGAUACAUCCACGGUCUUUGUCUGUAGCACCCCCGCUCCCCAGUAUGGAGCCCCCAAAGCGUGAUGGGCCAGGGAAGAGCUGUCUUGUCUUUGAAAGUUGUGGCCGGCACCCCGAGGCUAGAAGUGGGGUCGGGGAAGCAGACACUGCAUUUGGAUCUUGAGGUUCAGCAGGAGCCAGUCUGGUGUGGAAAGUCGGUGUCUUGGUGAUGUGUCUGGGUCUGCGCAGCCCUUCCGGAGGCGAGGCCCGAAGAGAGGAGGGAGUGAUUCAUAAAACUCAGACCCGGCGUGCUGGGCUCUGAGCAGAGUGGAAAAAGCAGCAGGCCGAUGCGAUGCGGCGGCGGGGGACAGCUGGGUGGUGGCAGUGACAGGGCUUGAUUGGAAAAAAACCACCAACCCACCUCCACCCCCACCCCAGCGGAUGUGCUUCCUCAGAGGGACUUCCAGGAGGACCAGCAGAGGAGAUUCCAACCUGGAUAUGUGAGGCACACGUUCCCCGGUGACUGCUUCUGUCUUGGCUGGGACUGAGCGCAUGCCCGUAAGGAAGUCACGGAGGGGUCUGUCCCUGGAGAGGAGGCUGGCGCCCUGCAAUGACAAGGGUGUCCCCCACCUGAAGACAGCAAGCCAAGUCCUGAGCGAUGCUCCUGAGCUGAGUGCCCACGGCCCCACCCUUCCCCAUGGAGAAAGGACCCACUCUCCCGAGUGACUGCCGGGACUUUCUGCACAGCCUGAGGAUGAAGAGCAAAUAUGCCCUCUUCCUGGCUUUCGUGGUGGUGGUUUUUGUCUUCAUUGAAAAGGAAAAUAAAAUCAUAUCAAGGGUGUCAGACAAGCUGAAGCAGAUCCCACAACCCCUGGCAGAUGCCAACGACACCGACCCAGCCCUGAUCUUGGCCGACAAUGCGUCCCUUCUAUCCCUGAGCGAGCUCGAUUCAGCCUUCACCCAGCUGCAGGGCCGCCUGCGCAACCUCAGUCUGCAGCUGGGUGUGGAGCCGGCGGCAGAGGCCGCGGCCGAGGCCCGGGUGGAGGCGGUGGGGACACCCCAGCUCCCCGAGGCCCGGCCGCGGCGCCACGUGCUCCUCAUGGCCACCACCCGCACAGGCUCCUCGUUCGUGGGCGAGUUCUUCAACCAGCAGGGCAACAUCUUCUACCUCUUCGAGCCGCUGUGGCACAUCGAGCGCACCGUGUCCUUCGAGUCGGGCGGCGCCAACGCGGCAGGCUCGGCCCUCGUCUACCGCGACGUGCUCAAGCAGCUCUUCCUGUGCGACCUGUACGUGCUGGAGCACUUCAUCAGCCCCCUGCCCGAGGACCACCUGACCCAGUUCAUGUUCCGCCGCGGCUCCAGCCGCUCCCUGUGCGAGGAGCCCGUGUGCACGCCCUUCGUCAAGAAGGUCUUCGAGAAGUACCACUGCAGGAACCGCCGCUGCGGGCCGCUCAACGUGACGCUGGCCGCCGAGGCCUGCCGCCGCAAGGAGCACAUGGCCCUCAAGGCCGUGCGCAUCCGGCAGCUGGAGUUCCUGCAGCCGCUGGCCGAGGACCCCCGGCUGGACCUGCGCGUCAUCCAGCUGGUGCGCGACCCGCGCGCCGUGCUGGCCUCCCGCAUGGUGGCCUUUGCUGGCAAGUACGAGGGCUGGAAGAAGUGGCUGGCCCAGGGCCAGGCGCGGCUGGGCGAGGAGGAGGUGCAGCGGCUGCGGGGCCACUGCGAGAGCAUCCGGCUGUCGGCCGAGCUGGGCCUGCGGCAGCCCGCCUGGCUGCGCGGCCGCUACAUGCUGGUGCGCUACGAGGACGUGGCGCGCUGGCCGCUGCAGAAGGCCCGCGAGAUGUACCGCUUCGCCGGCAUCCCGCUGACGGCGCAGGUGGAGGACUGGAUCCGCCGGAACACGCAGGCGGCCCGGGACGGCAGCGGCGUCUACUCCACGCAGAAGAACUCCUCGGAGCAGUUCGAGAAGUGGCGCUUCGGCAUGCCCUUCAAGCUGGCGCAGGUGGUGCAGGCCGCCUGCGCCCCGGCCAUGCGCCUCUUCGGCUACCGGCUGGCGCGGGACGCCGCCUCGCUCACCAACCGCUCGGUCAGCCUGCUGGAGGAGCGCGGAACCUUCUGGGUCACGUAGGGGGGCCGGGGCGGCCCGCGGCAGCGCGCGCGCCCCUCCUUGUGAAAGGCCCACCCCGCCUUCCUCGCACCCCCUCCGCAGGCGGU
Molecule: messenger RNA, 2544 nt
Organism: Suricata suricatta (meerkat)
Lineage: Eukaryota; Metazoa; Chordata; Mammalia; Carnivora; Herpestidae
Gene: CHST3
Product: carbohydrate sulfotransferase 3
Exons: 4
Coding region: 1031-2458 (475 amino acids)
Biological process (GO): carbohydrate metabolic process; N-acetylglucosamine metabolic process
Cellular component (GO): Golgi membrane
Molecular function (GO): chondroitin 6-sulfotransferase activity; N-acetylglucosamine 6-O-sulfotransferase activity
Source: RefSeq, a predicted model, not a curated record